CCGGCGCUCGGCGCUCCCCCCGGGCUCUUUGUUGGAGGUGGCGGCAGGAGCCGCGCGCUAUGUCCUCCCCCAAGAACGGCUUCUACCGGCAGGAGAUCACCAAAACUCUCUGGGAAGUGCGGGACCGCUACCGGGACCUGCAGCUCGUGGGCUCCGGCGCCUACGGAACCGUCUGCUCCGCUGUGGAUGGAAGAAGCGGCACCAAAGUGGCCAUUAAGAAGCUGUACCGCCCCUUUCAGUCCCAGAUCCUUGCCAAGAGAGCCUACCGAGAGCUGCGCCUCCUGAAGCACAUGAAGCACGAAAACGUGAUUGGAAUACUGGAUGUGUUCACACCAGAUGUCACAGUGGAGAAAUUUACUGGCUUCUACCUAGUCAUGCCAUUUAUGGGAACAGACUUGAGUAAGAUAAUGAAGCAUGAGAAACUCACUGAAGACCGAAUCCAGUUCUUGGUAUAUCAGAUAUUAAAAGGCUUAAAGUAUAUUCACUCAUCCGGUAUAAUUCACAGGGACCUAAAGCCUGGAAACCUGGCAGUAAAUGAAGACUGUGAAUUGAAGAUCCUGGAUUUUGGAAUGGCCAGGCAUACGGACAGUGAGAUGACAGGUUACGUGGUUACAAGGUGGUACAGAGCCCCAGAGGUCAUCCUUAAUUGGAUGCAUUACACACAAACAGUUGACAUCUGGUCUGUGGGCUGUAUAAUGGCUGAAAUGAUAAUGGGGAGGCCUCUGUUCAGGGGAAACGACCAUCUGGAUCAACUCAAAGAAAUAAUGAAAAUAACGGGUACACCAAGUCAAGAUUUUGUGCAAAAACUGAAGAGUCAGGAAGCAAAAAACUAUAUCAAAAGCCUUCCAAAAGUCCAGAAAAAGGAUUUUGCAUCCGUCUUGAAGCACGCGAGCCCUUUGGCUGUAAAUCUUUUGGAGAACAUGCUGGUGCUGGAUGCGGAGGAGAGAGUCACGGCAGCUGAGGCUUUGAUGCAUCCUUACUUUGAACCAAUUCACGAUCCUGAGGAAGAAAUUGAGGCUGAGAAAUAUGAUGAGACAUUUGAUAACAUGGAUCUAACCCUGGAUGAGUGGAAGCGUGUUACGUAUAAAGAGAUACUGAACUUCAAGCCACCACAAACAUCAGAGUCAAAGGAGACAGCAGUGUAAUUGUAUGGCUUGGUCUUUUCAGAAGUCAGAAGAAAGCAGGAAAGCUGUAAAUGUUUGUAAUAUUUCAGGUGUAUAAAUUUUUUAUAAAUAAAGUGGAUGUAAUGUAUUUCAUCUUUCACUGUAAGAAGGAGCAGUGUCUUUUACUAUGCAUGUGGAAAUGUGGUGCCUCUGGAAGCAGCACCUCAGAAUUGUCCAGAAGCAUAUUUCUGCUCAUAGCUUCUCCCCUCUGCACAAAAGAAUUCGGUCUCUGACAACCCUUGAAAGAGCAGGUGGGACCAAUUCUUCAGAUCAGAAAUCAAAUGAGAGUACAAGCUACUACUGCAAACAAGCUGAGACACAGAGUACAUCAGUGAUGUACAGGGUCUCCUCUCUGCUCUCCAGGGCUGUUGAACCAUCUUGAAUUCAAGAGGUAUUAAUAGGACUUCCUCUGGAAUAUUUCACCUUGAUGAGAUGUCUGGGGAGGCUGAUCAGCUUCUGUGACCUCAACUAGUGAGGAGAGAUACAGCCUGAAUGGAUGCAUUUCUCCUUUGUGAGGGCAGAAGAACCUGAGCUCCAUCCAGGUCUGAAAAAUGUAUGCAAGAGAGAAGAAGUAGGCAAGUGUCAGCAUCCUAGAGAUUUUUACAGUAACCAGUGUAGUAGGACAAGACUUCCCAAGUGCACUAGGUGAACAACCACUAGGUGAACAAUCACUUUCUAGAGUCACAAUGUUUUUAUCUCAAUGCAGUGGAGUCUCUUUGUAUGACAGAGUUGGGAUUUACAGGGAGAAACUUUUUAAGACUGUUUGAAAUUGUACAAGCUUUCUAGCAUCUUAUGUCUGAAAUAAUCAUUGAAAAUAUACAUAUUCUCAGAGGACACACUGAUUAGAAAACCAGCAGUGCUGAUCUUAGAAAUACAGCUGCACGCAAGUGACGUUACAGAAAAUUAAGUGAGGAUAAACACCCAACACUACAGCUAUCCAUGCUGCUUGCAGCAGGCUCUUGUACAGAGGUGUCACCAGGUGCAAAAUCACAACCAUUCUAUUUUGGGGCCUUUUGGAGUCAUCUUACUUUGGGGGGAACCUCCAACCUUCCACUGGGAGGUACCUUACCAGAAGGAGUCAGAUUCCUGAUGAGCUACAUUGGGAUGUGAGAUGCUUUAUGAGAUCUUCUUUAUGUCUUUAUGUGUUUUCCUUGGUGCUUAGUUCAUAAUCAUAGAAUCAUAUAGUGAAUCAUAGAAUGGCCUGGGUUGAAAAGGACCUCAAAGAUCAUCUAGUUUCAACCCCCUUAUCAUGGGGCCAACACUUACUUACUUAGGGUCGUGCCUCGUGCCCAUGACCUCUUAAAGGUCAUGGGAGAAAAGUGCCUAUUGGAGAUAGUGGCUUUUGGUAGCCUUGCUCAUUGCAAAUGUCAAGUGGCUGAGGUGCCUCUUUUAGUACUGUAGAAGCCACAGGCUUCUGGAGACAUAAGGUGAUGAUGUUUGGUUUUUCUGUGUUCGGGAAUUACAGAACUCUUACAGUAACUAAAGAGCAGACCUCGAUGUGUGUGCCAGGAGAGACAGGAGAACUGCUGCACUGUCUGUCAGUAAACACUGUGUAAGGUAAAUAACAAACAUGAAAAGUUUGUUGCAUCUUGGCAUGAUGUUUCUGUGAAGAGAUUGGAAUCUGAAGAAACUGCACAAAAAGCAACAGGAAUUUUUAGUAUAAAUAGCUCAUUAAGAGAAAUGUGAGGUGAAAGCAGAAAUAUUUUGCAUGAGAGGCAGCUGCUCUUUCAAAGGGAGCGACAUCUCCCAGGCUUUUAUUUGCUAUUUCUACUGGUGCUUAGCAACUCAGGAAUAAGAACCCAAUUUCUGUUUGCCUUAAGGACAAAUGUAAAUAUGUUCUGCAUGUACUCGAAAUGUAUUGUGAAAAAUAAAAGUUGGAUUUCUGUUUUUUUUACACAGUAA
This is a messenger RNA of Lagopus leucura (white-tailed ptarmigan), 3065 nucleotides long. RefSeq names its product mitogen-activated protein kinase 12 (gene MAPK12). NCBI's taxonomy places the organism in Eukaryota, Metazoa, Chordata, Aves, Galliformes, Phasianidae. Gene Ontology annotation, cellular component: cytoplasm; nucleus. Bases 60 to 1145 code for a protein of 361 amino acids. The record is from RefSeq and is a predicted model, not a curated record. The transcript is spliced from 12 exons. Gene Ontology annotation, molecular function: ATP binding; MAP kinase activity. Gene Ontology annotation, biological process: intracellular signal transduction; protein phosphorylation.